UCGCGCGGGCUCUGUCGAGUCGAGUUGUAUGUUCAUGUAUGCAUGUGAUUUGAAACUCUUUCCUGGUGGCAACAUUCAUGUGCGACUUGUCGUUAUUGUCUGAAAUCCAAAACAGGAUAGACUCAACGGACACAGUCCACGAACAGAUAGACACGUCCUUGUUUGUUACGCCUAGCUCCGUGGCGGAGAGGCUGUCAAAGAUGGCUGUGGCACCGAACAGUUCAGAUGCGUGCCUGAGUAUCGUUCACAGCCUGAUGUGUCACCGACAAGGGGGUGAGUCAGAGUCGUUCGCGAAGCGGGCUAUCGAGUCUCUCGUCAAGAAACUCAAAGAAAAAAGGGACGAGCUAGACGCCUUGAUUACCGCUAUAACCUCUGGUGGCACGCAUCCUUCCAAAUGCGUUACAAUUCAACGCACAUUAGACGGAAGAUUACAAGUCGCCGGUCGGAAAGGUUUCCCCCAUGUCAUUUACGCGCGAAUUUGGAGGUGGCCCGAUCUGCACAAGAAUGAACUAAAGCACGUCAAGUACUGCCAGUUUGCUUUUGAUUUAAAAUGUGACAGCGUUUGCGUGAAUCCUUAUCAUUACGAGCGAGUCGUCUCACCGGAUAUUACGGGAUUGGCAUUGUCGAGGAAUCCAGAUGGGGCCUAUGCCAGUAAUUCUCAAUCAGAUCCAGACUUCCGCCAAGCUGUUGGUCCAACAGCACAUCAUUAUCCAGGAAGCCAAACAAUUCCUUCAGUUGUUGGUUCUCCACAUGAUAUGUACCCUGGAAUGCAUCCAUCAGGAGAUCCCUCCAUGGGUCAUGUUGCCUCAGGACCUCCCACUUGGGGUACACCAGGAUCUGCCACCUACAACCCUGGACCACACCCUGGGGCUGGUUAUUGGACUCAGGAUCAGGCAUCAGAGGUUCAAGAUGGCGCUCCAAUAUCUAAACACCCCCCUCCAGAAAACUGGUGCUCGAUAUCAUACUUCGAACUGGACCAGCAGGUUGGAGAGAUUUUUAAGGUGAUGUCUUCGUGUCCGUCAGUCACAGUGGAUGGUUAUGUUGAUCCUUCGGGUGGGAACAGGUUUUGUCUUGGUCAGCUCUCCAACGUCCACAGAACCGAAGCGAGUGAGAAGGCGAGGCUACACAUAGGAAAAGGAGUCCAGCUAGAUUUAAGAGGUGAAGGUGAUGUCUGGGUGAGAUGUCUCAGUGAACACAGCGUCUUUGUACAAAGUUAUUAUUUAGAUAGAGAGGCAGGGCGUUGCCCCGGGGACGCUGUACACAAAAUCUACCCAUCCGCGUACAUUAAGGUGUUUGACUUACGUCAGUGUUAUCGACAAAUCAAGCAACAGGCUCAUGCUGCCCAAGCUGCCGCUGCAGCUCAAGCCGCAGCUAUUUCCACCGGUGUGGGGCCUGGUGCCUUGUUACCACAGAUAGGAAUGAGCGUGGGUGUCGAUGAUUUGAGAAGGCUUUGUAUACUGCGAUUGAGCUUCGUGAAAGGCUGGGGACCUGACUACCCUAGAAAAAGCAUCAAAGAAACACCGUGCUGGAUAGAAAUUCAUUUGCAUCGGGCGUUACAGCUUCUCGAUGAGAUAUUGAUUACAAUGCCGAUCAACGAGCCCCGCCCACACGACACGUGAUUGACAUGUAGAGACACUUUGUUGGCUUCGCUGACAGUGCGUGAAACGGUUGGCGUGGCUUUGAUAGUGAUAUCAUUUUUACAAAUUAUUUUAUUUCCCUCGCUUCCUAAGGAACGGCCAUUUUGUAAGCGGUUUUUCAGCUCCUGCUAUUUCCUAAAAACGGCAAAAUGUUUGUUUUGUCAUGAUUAUGCGAAUUCAUUCUAAGAGCAUUCAAACUCUCUGUGUGGGAUUAUUUUUUACGCCUAGAACUUUAUUGAAAGUUACUUCGAAGGUCCGUCAAGCGAUCACCACUAACUGUCUUCGUAAAACCUGUGUUGGACUUAAUUCGCUUCUCACGUAAAGAAGGACAGUAUGUUAUAAUGGAAGGGAUAGUCAAAAUAGAGAGAUCAGUAAAUAUCUGAAAUAGUUAUGAUGCAGCUUAAAUCAUCCGUAGUGGAAAUUAGGUUCUUGGCUCUAAAUCAGCUCUUAUAACAGUUUCUCUUGGAGACAAAGACCUAAUCGCAUGCAUUGGUUUUUAAUGCUAAAUAACAAGAAUCGUGCGCUUGCGCGCUCAAAAGAGAGGGACGACGAAGGCUCUUAAAACUGCAACUCUACAUUUAGGUAGAUGAAUGGUGCUUUUACGGUGUAUUGGAAUGAAUAUAAACAUUGUCAUUUGAGGUGAGAUCUCUCUAAUCUACAACAGCACAACUUAUAUGCGAUUUAUCAGCGAUUGGCUCAGGAUUACCAUUUAUCUUCUUGAUGUUGUGCCUAAUUGACCAAAUGAAGAUUUAAAAAUAUAAUUAACAGGCUGUGUAUAGAUAGGUACUGCAUUUAAAAUGCAUUUUAUCAACCUACUUGCUUUGAAGGAGCUGUUGAAGUGCUCAAGAUGAUAUAUGGUUCUUUUUCCUAUGUGUGAUGGAGUUAAACAAAUUCUUGAGUGUUUGUUAUGUUUAGAUACAGUGUUAUUAACUGUUUGACAUCGGAAGAGCAGAUCAGAGUGAUCGAUCACGGUGCAUUAUGGUAGAGAAUAAUACUAUUUGCUCUAGGUUAGAAUGGAGUGUCUUAACCAGACUAAUAGCAUUCCCGUGGUUAUUUUGAUAGCAUUCAGUAGGAAGGGAAAUAUAUAGCCAAGCGAAAAAUAAAUGUUUGAGUGUACGGGGCGGGUUAAGCUUAACCCAACAACUAUUAAAGUAAACAAGGGUAUGCUAAUAGUCUCGUCAAAUUUGAUACGCCUUUCUCCUAUCUGUUUACUUAAUUAAUCGGUAUUAACUAACGUAAUUAACUGUUUAAGUUAAUCUUGCAUAUACCAAAAGUACUACAACUUUUCCAGAAUGGCAACCGAGUGGAAGGGGAAACCGAGAAAUAAUCGUCAAAUUAAUUGAAACUUUUUUUGCUAGCAGCAAAUUCAUUCACUUCCUCUUUGUCGGUCUACAAGGUAAAUUUUGGUCUUAUGUUUGUGGAUGUAUGGUAGAGUUGAUUUUCUGGAGUGUUGUAAAACGCAAAACCAAAGAAAUCACAGAGUCGAUAAAGACUUGUGGUACUCGCAAGCAAACUGCCUUAAGGGCGGGAAACGCGAGUUCAAAGGUGGAAGUAGUACAAGAUUUGUAUAUCUGAUUGGCUGAGGAGAUUGUCCAAGUUUUCUGGAACAGUCAUAGGGCAAAGCAUGGCGAAACCAGUGCAAUUUGGAAUUACCCCGACACUUGCCUGAAAAUCGUUCUCUCUACACAGUCCUACAAACUCUUCUGAACAUGAAACGUAUUAAGUCUAAUUUCACCGAUGAUACUAAUUGGUGUCGAUAAAUCUCCAGUACGCAAUCUUUGGACCAUGCACUUUUUUGCUGUGAAAAUUAGUUUUCGAUGUGAUAACUUUUCAUCUCGGUCGCCACUUUGGAGAAGCUUCAAAGGCUCAUGCCCAUUUUAAUGUCUCAAUUUGUCUGUGAUAGCCUUGUUUUACUUUAUUUUGCUAAUGUAGCUCUGUUGUACGUAAAAUGUUUCCGACAUUUUUAAGCAACGAAUUUCAUGUGUAAUUGAAAACCGUUGCAUUGUAGAUAGCUCAGUGAUAGAAAUGUAUUUUCGUAAAGUUAAUGAGCUUUAUAGACUUAAUUUCUUAAGUCAAAUUGUAAAUUUUACUCAGCGAUUUGUUUUUCAAGAAAAGUCUUAUUAAGGUAUGUAAAAUGUAUCAUUGUAUGAUUUGAGACUUCAAGCGGAAUUUAAGUGGUGGGGUCGGUUACAGAGAUUUUUCAUAUUGUUUUAGCGAUAUAACUGUUCAUUAAUAAGUUAUGAAGUAAAAACGAAAAUUGAAAGAUGUAGUCAGCCUCUCUAAACAGUAAAUGCCAACAUUCCUAGCUGCAA
This is a messenger RNA of Pocillopora damicornis (cauliflower coral), 3949 nucleotides long. Its product is annotated as SMAD family member 4. Gene Ontology annotation, molecular function: RNA polymerase II cis-regulatory region sequence-specific DNA binding; I-SMAD binding; DNA-binding transcription factor activity, RNA polymerase II-specific. Gene Ontology annotation, biological process: SMAD protein signal transduction; anatomical structure morphogenesis; cell differentiation. The record is from RefSeq and is a predicted model, not a curated record. Gene Ontology annotation, cellular component: heteromeric SMAD protein complex. Lineage: Eukaryota; Metazoa; Cnidaria; Anthozoa; Scleractinia; Pocilloporidae.